Messenger RNA from Pristis pectinata (smalltooth sawfish), 6538 nucleotides. RefSeq names its product family with sequence similarity 167 member Ab (gene fam167ab). Lineage: Eukaryota; Metazoa; Chordata; Chondrichthyes; Rhinopristiformes; Pristidae. The coding region runs from base 499 to 1131 and encodes 210 amino acids. The transcript has 3 exons. The record is from RefSeq and is a predicted model, not a curated record.
AAUAAAUUGGACCAAGUGAACAGGAUGAAGACUUCAGGAAGAUAGUUUUUAAAAAUUCGGAAACUAAAUUCAACAAAUUGUCAGCAAGGUUUUAAAAUGAAGACUCUAAACUGUUCUUUAUUGCCUGCCGAGACCUGCCCUGGAAACAUUCCUUGUGUGCAAUGCCUCACUACAACUGGAGCAGGCAGUAACGUGAAGGCGCUAGGACCCGGGCAGCUGGUGCUGCAUUCCCUGCCGGAGGGAGACAGAUAGGAGUCUGCAUCACACACAACGCAGACGAGGAGCUGAGGAGACAACUGGAGUUAAAUACUCUCUGCGGUCUCCCAGCAACGGCCCUGACGCAGAAAUCCCAGUCUUUUCCCAGGGACUUGCGCUGAGAAUAAGCACUGGCCGCCGGCUGCGGGGAGUCGGUGCAAUCUGAAAGCUGCAGCAUGGACACUCGGUACCGCUCCGUCCCUCAGUAAAACCAGAUAACAGCUACGGUGUAAAUAAGGCACAAUGGCCACUUGGUCAGUGCCAAAACUUGAGGUAAAUCUUUUCGAAGGUGGCCAGGACAACCCAGAGAGUCAGAGUGAUGAUCAUCUGAGGAGUUUAAAAGCACUCACCCAGAAACUGAGACUUGAAACCAGAAGGCCUUCCUACCUGGAGUGGAAAGCCAACCUGGAGGGGAAAGAGUGGAAAAGUACAAAGCCAUCAGAUGACCAAGAGCCUGCAGUUACAAAGAAACCCAGUGAGGACCCCAGCAACUUCAAGAGAACACAAAAGCAACUCAGUGAGAGGUCUGACAAGGAUAGGAGCUUGACUUCAGGGAAAUUUAGUGGCUUUGAAAAUAUUGACCAGGCAUUGAACUGGCUUAGGAAGGAAUUGACAGAAAUGCGUCUGCAAGACCAACAGCUGGCCAGGCAACUGAUGCGCCUUCGCAACGACAUCAACAAGCUGAAGAUUGAGCAGACCUGCCACUUGCACCAACGGAUGCUCAAUGAUGCCACUUAUGAGCUGGAGGAGCGGGAUGAACUGUCGGAUUUGCUCUGUGACUUCCCAGUGACCAAUGCCUUCUCUCUGUCGGCGCCUCUCAAACUCAUCGGCGUAACUAAAAUGAACAUCAAUUCUAGACGGUUUUCUCUGUGUUAAGAGCACCAUGUAUUGUUUAACUGUAAUAGUUUCUCAUUAGAAACAACCAGUGUUUCAGAACUGCAGCGGAACAAGGCUGAAUAGUUUCUUCUCUUCUGCUUUUUUUUUCGCUAUGUUGCUUUCCCUUUUACUCUGUUUCCCUUUUUCCUCCAAGCUUCUCCCGAUGACAGCAAUUCUUGGUGUGGUAUUUCUCCAUGAGUAACAGGAAUGACCCCGGCAGGGUGAGUAUCGGUAGGUUACAUGGUUCAGUCUUCUCCUUGUGAUCGAGGUGCAGAUCAGAAACAUGAAACUUGAGAAGAUUAUUGCGCUCCCUUUAUCCAGGAAUGCUGCAGAAAGUCCCUUUACCUCAGCUGGGAUCCCUUGAUCAAACACAAGACUUUCUUGGUCAUCAGAGCUGAAGAAUCUUCAUUGUGAAUGCAAUGUCAGAAAUCUUAUAAAAGGAGUCUAAAAUCACUUUGUAAUUAUAGCUGAUUUCAAUGGGGCACCAAAUUGAGAUUGUCAGUCCAGUUAUAAAAACAAAAUUCUGGAAUCUCUCUGUAGAUCAGGCAGCAUCUGUGGAAAGAGAAAGUGAGUUGAUACUUCUGGUCGAAGACUCUUCAUCAGAACUGGGAAAGAGGGAAAAACAAGUUAACUUUAAGUUGCAGAGAAGGUGGGGGGAGGGAUGAAUGUGACAAAGUGAAUAUCUGUGAUAGACUGACAUUGGAAAAACCAAAUGCAGAUUAGGUGAUCACUUUGUGGAGCACUUGCACCUCCACAGGAGUGACCCUGAGUUCCCUGUUGUGUGGCACUUUAAUUUACCAUCACCCUCUCAUUGCCUAUGGCCUCCUGCACCGUCCUACCAAGGCCCACUGCAAAUUUGAAGAACAAUACCUCAACUUUGGGCCUUCCACACUGGGCACUUUGUAGCCUUCCACACUCAAUGUCGAAUUGCUUAAUAUCAGGUAACUUGCUUUCUCUGUCUGUAUCAGAACCAGCCAUUUCUGCUGUAAGUCAUCAAUCUGUGAUAUUGGCUCCAUUUUUCCUCUCUCCAUUUGAACCUCCUGACUUGCUGAGCAUGUCUAACAAACCUGCAUUUUGCAACAUUUUACACUCCAUUGUUUGUGCUGUCACUCUGUAACUGCUGCCAUUAACCCAUCGACCAUUACUUGUCCCCUUGUCAACCCUGACCUGACCUGACCUUACCACAGAUAUUCCCUUGCUUCUGUCUAUUUCUGUCCCCGCCCCCCCCCCCCCCACCCCCAACUUCGCUGUAACUUAAAACUAACUUGUGCUUCUCUCUUUCCCAGUCCUCGUGAAGGGUCUUGGACCCGAAAUGUUAACUCUGUUUCUCAUUUCACUGAUGCUGCCUGACCUGCUUGAGUGAUUCCAGCAUUUUCUGUUUUUAUUUCAGAUUUCCUGUAUUUGGAUUUUUUGUUUUCCAUUCUCAAUUCAGUUUGUUGUGGAAUUAACAUAUUGUUUCAGCUGCAUUUGUCUCAUAAUGAAGGCACUGGACACCUAAAGGCAAGAAGAUAUACCUGAAGAGUUAGGCUUUCAGUAAGCAUGCAGCGAGUGGGGCAAUUCCAGAUGCAUCACCGUAUUUUGACAAUCCAAUUAUGCCACCUCUAGAUGAGACCCCCUUGAAAUUCAUGCAAAGCUGUUCAGAUCUUUCUCCCACUGACAGGAGGAAUGCAGCCUGGAAACUGGCUUGCAUGGCGCUUCAUUUUCCACGGGUAUAUGAACGAGGGUUGAAUUAGCUCAGAGUAAACCAUGUUUCCAGACAUUUCCAGGCAAUCCCAGGGGAACAUAGACCUAAUAAAUUCAGCACCGACUUGGGAGGCCUUCAAGUAGAUACAGUAUUUACCCCACUCAUCAGGUUGCCCUUAAAGCACAAAAUCCAAGCCCACACAAAAAUAACUUCUCCACAUGCUGCUCCCUCCACCCUAGCCUACCCCCGACCAUCUCUACAUGACUCCCUGAACCUUUACUGUCACUCCCCUUUCCUUCCCCCACUCCUCAUCCUUCUCCUGCUGCUGACCCUCGCCCAGAACAUGCCAGUCUCACUGAUCUCACCAGCCCGUCCCAAAUGCCAGGCCAAUCUUCUCCCACCCACUCCCGAUAAACAGAAGACAACAGUAAUAAAGCACCAUCAGUGGUGGUGAAUACCAUUACCAGCCUCCCCAUCCCUCCUCCCUAAUUGUGCCUGCAGCCAGCCUCCAGAGCACAGCCUCAUGCUCGAGAUAUCAGCUCGCAUUUACUCAAAUUCAGUCCAAAAUAGCCAAGUGUGCACUGGAAUUUUGAGACGUAUGUGAGUAACUUUCAUGGUGAACAAGGUAAAGUCACUUGACGGAUUACUGGCAAACCAGAUGAUUUUAAAGGCCUGGUGGGAAACAGCUGCAUGACAUCCAACACUUUGGAGUAUCACAGCUACCACAACCCCGCACACUAAGCUCCUGAUCUUAAAUACAGCAACCCUGGGAAAACAGCAAGUUGAGAUUUUAGUAUUUUGUUAUUUAUUCAUUUUUUUGUGAUGUGGGCAUUACUGGCAAAGCCGGCAUUUGUUGCCCAUCCCUCAGUGCUCUGGAGAAGGUGAUGGUGAGUUGCCUCCUUGAUACUGCAGUCCUGAGGAAAAUGCUGUUGUGGAGGGAGUUCCAGGAUUUAGACCCAACACUGAUAUAGGAACUGAUAUAAUUCCAAGUCAGAAUGGUGUGUAACUUGGAGGAGAAACUGGAUUUGGUGCUGUUCCCAUGUGCCUGGUGUUCUUGUCCUUGGUGGUAGGGGACACCGAGAACAAUGGGAAACCCCAGGAUAUAGUCGUAUGACUGCUGAUAUGUAAUUUAAGACCAUGUUUAACCUAUGUUUGGAAGUGAUUUGCUUACCCUUCAGUAGUCUCUGAUUACACGCAGUAACUGCCACUGGGAAUCCAAUAAUGGGGCGACUACCUUUUAUAUGCGUCUCAUCACCAACAAGCGUACAAGCUCCAGCUCUUUAAAGACACGCAUACAAUUUCAAAGCAAUCAUUUUUUUAAAAAUCUGAUAUUCAACAAAGCCAUUACACUGUAAUUAUUUAUAAAGGAAAAUAGGUAGAUUCCUGAGCUGCUGAACUAUGAUCCCAGAGAGUAUGCAGUCAGGCAGGGGUUAAAACCUAAAUAUUGCACCGUGAAGUAAUGAGAUACAGGUUCACACUCCCAGUUCUCCACAGGAAGAGCUCCUCAGGUUGGCCACACCUUCAAUAUGAGAUGCCAAGUGGAAGGAAGACAUUUAACUAUCUGAACAGAGUGAAAAUCAGAGGUGGAUUAACCAAUACUCACAUUUGUUAUAACUAAUACUUCCCCCUCCCCUCACAAUCCCCACACCUGUUGACGAAAAUAGCUUGCACCAGAUCUUUAGCAUGCUAAUACUGCAAUUAUGGCCACUUUGUCUGUAAAUGUAACCAUGAAGCUAUUGUUGUGGGACAUUUUACGGUAAUCCUGACAACUAAAGUACUGGUUUAUAGAUUUAAUAUUACUGGAAAACAAGGUGAUUCAUGUUCUGUUCAUGUUGUGAAAAUCAUCUAUCCGAAGUCAGAAGGUAGCGCCCACCCAAAAAGAGACUGGACACAGAACAACAUUGGCCAAGACUCUGCAGGUUUAUAUAAAUGUUUCAAUCACCUGCAGAAUGGUAUUUGAUGGGAGUGGGAUUUGAAUGCGACCUGAAGAUGGGAAGAAAAGGAAGCAUGAGAUACUUUAAAAGGAAACAGUAAUAAUCAAAUUGGUCCUUUGACUUUGUUGAGAAGCUUUGAACUGUUAAAGGACCUCAAUGUAGUUAGAAUUUUCACUGUCAUCUGCUGUGGUUGGGCAAAUAAAUUUGCAGGGAAGCAUGGCCCCACAUUUCCAAAAUCUAUGUCCCAGACCUUCAGACCUAUUGGUCAGGAUAUUGUGAUCAGUGGCACGGGGAUGGUGUUUGCCAUUGACACAAAAUGAAAACAGCCUUCAAAGAUCCUUAAGUGGAUUUCCUCUGUUCUGAUGGGCUGAAUUUGUUGCUAUUUGUAGCAUCCAGCAGCAAGGAAGACAUCAGGCAAGCUGAUUAACCACUUAUGGGUUUCCCAAAUGCAGUAAAAUAAGACCAUUGUAACAGAAAGCAAACUAAAGGAAUAUACCUGCCUGAGUGGAAGGGUGGGAAAACUGAGCAAAGUUUCAGAAGGGUAAGAUCACACAGGCCAGGGAGAAUGGGAACGGGAUUCUUCAAUAGCCAAUAAAGAAAAACCCGUAUUUUAAUCCUGAAAGAACAAGUUACCCCUUUAGUCAAUGGCCAUUGCUUUGCCGAUUGUUCAGACCAUCUGCACUUUCUCUACCUGGGAUAUUGAAGUUACUAAUGUAAAAUUUAGGGAAAUAUGUUUAGUUCCAUUUUGGUUUCCCUCUGCCCCAGUUUUCUUCCAAUAGCAGUCAUUAAUGCUGGAAAUUGUUCCAAUCUUGCCAUCAGCCAUUCAAUACCUUGCCACUGGCUUUGCAUCAUCCAUUGGUCUUGGCAGACUAUUGGGCAAUCUAAGUCCAAUCCUUUCGCCCAAUACUAAUCAGAACUUUAGCAGAGGGAUUUCAAGUUUAUGAGAAAAUAAUUAGAGAUAUUAUGUCUUUCCUGGUCUUUAUGGUUUGGUACCACACCACUGAACUAUGGUAGAAACAAAACUAAAUAGGUGCUGUUUAAUGCUCAUCUUCUGCUUUCAAUCUAGUUUUGUGCCUUUGCAUUCUUUUAUUGUCAGGAUGAAUGUGGACAGAAGCACAGGCAGCCUUUUCCUAGUUGGAAGAAACUGAUCGCAGCCUUAUCUGUCACUGCCAAAGAGGAGAAAGUGUGAGUGAAUAAAGCCAGCUGGAUUUCUCCCACUCCAUUGGAAAGGAUGCCUUGUGUAUAUAACUAUUCCUGGAGCUGGGGUGGGGCUUAUUCUAAAUUACAGAUAUAUAAACAAAAUGAUUACUCCAAAGGAACUCAGCAAGUUAGAGCAGGUACUACAGAAUUAACACAUAAUUAAGAGAAAUUCAAAGGACUGAUGUUGUUUUGACAGAAAAAUGUCAAGAAGUACCCAGGCGGUUAUCAAUAGCAAAUAGCAUCUGACUGACCUUACCAUAACAUCAUAAUACAAACAGGCUGCUGGGCAUGUGCGCACUUGGAUUCAACAUUUGUGUUCAGCAGCGGCAUUAAUUGUAUUUGUUUGCUUGAAGACUGAUAAAUAGAUGCCCAGCAGCAUUGUCUCAUACCUGCUUUAGUUCUUCUGAUAGCAGUAGUAACCAUUGGCUCCAUGUCAGAAAUACUGUUGCACUCUGAUGUGAUUCCCAAUGAAGAAUCUGAAUUUUGUGAAUUAGAAUAUCUUAAUAUUAACUUCUGAAUGGGAGCAGGAUGCUGCCCUUGUCAGUAGCUAUUGCUUUGUUGUGGCAGCUCCAAAAUUAAUAAAAAUGUA